This is a messenger RNA of Abrus precatorius (Indian licorice), 1005 nucleotides long. Its product is annotated as UPF0664 stress-induced protein C29B12.11c. Gene Ontology annotation, cellular component: nucleus. NCBI's taxonomy places the organism in Eukaryota, Viridiplantae, Streptophyta, Magnoliopsida, Fabales, Fabaceae. The transcript is spliced from 5 exons. Gene Ontology annotation, molecular function: chromatin DNA binding; transcription coactivator activity. Gene Ontology annotation, biological process: positive regulation of DNA-templated transcription. The coding region runs from base 112 to 738 and encodes 208 amino acids. The record is from RefSeq and is a predicted model, not a curated record.
AUAUAAAGAUAAAAAAUAAAAGAGCGAGGAAGGAGAGGCGUGCAGGUUCUAGAAAGGCAUUUAAGCUGAGUUGGGAGAGAGAGAGAAUUGCGAUUUGGAUCGGUGAGAGAAAUGGCGUUGAAUCCUCAACUCUUUCCUAAUGGGAUGCCCGUCCCUUUCGUCAACGAGAUGUUCGUGUUGGCCAGAGACGGCGUCGAAUUUGAGGUCGACAAGAUCCCUGCUUCUGGUUCUGGAAAUCAUGGAGGUCAUCUCAAAACGAAGGGAACCAUCUAUUUGUCGAACAUACGGAUGGUCUUUGUUGCUAAAAGCCCAGUUGGAAGCUUUGUAGCUUUUGAUAUGCCUUUGCUUUACAUCCAUGGUGAAAAAUUUAACCAGCCAAUAUUUCACUGCAACAAUCUUUCUGGACAAGUUGAGCCCGUAGUCCCAGAUAACCAACACCGAGCUCUUUACUCCACACACUCGUUUAAGAUCUUAUUCAAAGAGGGGGGCUGUGGAACCUUCAUUCCCCUUUUCUUUAAUUUGAUUGCUUCAGUGAGACAGUAUAAUCAACACUCUAAUAUCCAGAUGCAGUCUCAUGUGGAUCCUUUGCAGGCAGCUCAGACUCCAGUUGAUGAGAUGAUGAGACAUGCGUAUGUUGAUCCUAAUGAUCCAACAAGAAUAUUUCUGCAGCAACCCAAUUCUGAUUCUCAGCUUAGGCGUCGAACAUAUCAGCCUCAGGCAGAUGGAGGCCAUGUCUGAGUUUGGAAUUGCACCAUCCUCAAUUUCAUCGUACGAUGUUUAUAUGGCAAUUAUGUAAUAUAUCAAAAUAAAUAAAAAUCUUAUGAGAAACUAUUCUUCAUGUAUGAUCUGCAACUAAUAUUUUAUUACUAAAUUCUAUUUUGUAAGUACAACUUCAUAUUUUUCUCUCGAUUUUUUAUUAUCUUCUAUAAGGAUGAAUUAUAUAAAGCAAAACACAAAUUUGGACUGAAAAUUUGUAUCAAUAUGCUUAUUCAAGUUCAAAUUCAU